GUCGCCCGGGUCCGUGUGUGCAGGCAGCGCAGCCUGUCCGUUUGAAUGUGCCGAGGACUGGAGGGGAUCAUUUCCAUGGACCAUCUGUCUCACUGGCUGCGCACACAACAAAGAAGGACCCAGGAUGGUGUUAGUACAUGUUGGAUAUCUGGUUCUGCCCGUCUUCGGCUCAGUUAGAAACAGAGGAGCACACUUCACAAGGCAUCAACACAGCCAUGCUACCUCCUGCCGACACUUUCACCUGGGCGCUCCCCAGGCGCCCAUCUCAGCCGAGUUCCCUCUGGGACACGCCAGCCAGCCGCCUCAGACAGGCCUGGCCACCCACCUGCCCCCCGCACACCAUCCGCCCCUCACUGCCCUGCCUGCACCCCCUCAGUUCCAGGAUGUGCCGGGGCCUUCAUUCCUACCUCAGGCCUUACACCAGCAAUACCUCAUCCAGCAGCAGCUCCUUGAAGCGCAGCAUCGCAGGAUUCUCCCGCACUCCAGAAGAACCCAGGAGCGUAUUCCCCUGAACCCUCACCGACUGCGUUCCGGCUUUGAGUACUCCCCUCCCCUCCAUGUUCCCCAGCCAAUGACACAGCAGCCACGGUACCUGGCCGAAGGCACUGACUGGGAUCUCAGCGUAGAUGCCGGCCUCCCUCACCAUCAGUACCAACUCCAGCAGCUGCCGCAGCACUAUCAGCAUUACCUGGCCUCCCCUCGAAUGCACCACUUCCCCAGGAACACUUCCUCUGCACAAGUGGUUGUGCAUGAAAUCAGAAACUACCCGUACCCCCAGCUGCAUCUGUUGGCGCUGCAAAGUCUGAAUCCUUCGAGGCACGCCACUGCUGUGCGGGAAAGUUACGAGGAGCUGUUGCAGCUGGAGGACCGACUGGGGAGCGUCAGCAGAGGAGCUGUUCAGACGACUAUAGAGAGAUUCACUUUUCCACACAAAUACAAGAAGAGAAAGCCCCUGCAGCUGAAGAUUGGGGAGGAGGAGGAAACAGAUGUGGAUGAGAAAUGCACCAUCUGUUUGUCCAUGCUGGAGGACGGAGAGGACGUCAGGAGAUUGCCCUGCAUGCACCUCUUCCACCAGGGCUGCGUGGACCAAUGGCUGGCCACCAGCAGGAAGUGUCCAAUCUGUCGAGUUGACAUCGAAACACAGCUGAACCCCGACAGCUGAUGAGCUCCGACCCCCACCUCGUGAUUCGAUCACCCCUCGUGUGGUUCCUGCUUUUUCUUCCACCCCGGCUCGCCGGUCCUCCCCCCCUCCCCCCACCUCCGUUGGGUGCUUUGCCAAAUGUCUCCAGACUUCAUGUGACAUCACCACCCUUCUGACUCACGCUUUACUGAGCCAAGCCAGGAUAACUAACUGCACGAGAGGCCGCGAUGGACUCUCUUUAUAUAGAAGCACAUCCCUCUGGAAGCAAAAGACACGCAAAAACACACACAUACUCAUGUACACAGGGUUUACUUGUAGCUUGCUGGUCGUAAGUGGGGUGUUGUCGCUGUUGUGGUGUUGUACUGUAGGUAGCCCUGGGCUGUGUAGCAUGUCCUCAAAGCCAUGACUUAAUGUCCUGAGAGUGGAAAACGCAUAACCCCACACUGAGCUGGCUACUUUUCUCUCUCUCCUCUCUCUCUCUCUCUCUCUCUCUCUUUCUAUACAUAUAUAUAAAUACAUAUAUAUAUAUUUCUCUCUUUUCAGACACACGUCAAAAUGAAUAUUCUGCCACACAAGGAAGCUUAACAGAAACUAAACGCUCUGAUGCCAUGUUUACCUAAAGAUCAUUUGUGGUCGUAGUAGAGUAGCAGUAACCAACAAGUGAUAUCUGGUGCACCGUCGCCUUCUCGGGGCCAAGCGCCAGCUAGCUGAGUGUUUUACUUCUAUCAUGCAGCUUUGACAUUUUGCAAUACAGUUGUACAUUUACCUUGGGUUGGUGUCAUGUGAGAUGGUGUCAUGUGAGUAGGUCUCUUUCACUGCCGCGGAAACCGAACCCAGUGAUCGAGUUGUUUUGUGUUUAAAAAUUUGAAGAAAAAAAAAAACAAAGAACAAAAAAAAAAUGGUUAAAAAAAAAAAAAUAGGUAGAAAGUGUUUUACCAAAAUGCAUUUCGUCACGGUGUAGCUGCACACAGGUUUCACAUGUAUGCGUGUGCGUGUGAGCUCUGCCCUGCUGUGUGAGACUUAAAGAAUGUGUUUAACAAAUGCGUGUUAGAGUGAGUGCGUUUCAAGGGUUCGAGGCAACACCAAGUCUUUAACUCAGUGUAGGUUAAUAGCAUGGCCACUGGAGUGCUUAUACAACACAAAGCCAAAAAACAAAAAAAAGAAAAAAGGGAUGAAAAAAAAGAUAUCUAUCAUGCACUGCAGAGCGAGGUGGGAGGAUUUAGCUGCCCUUGUACCUGCGUUUUCAUCUGGCGCGGGGCCAGUGGCAGAACAGUGUGUACUAAAAAUGCAUGUUUCAUUGUGGACUUGGGCUGUUUGCUUUGGUAGCGUUACUUCAAUUUAAAACGGUACGGAGACGCCUGUGCAUGACUUAGUUAAUCUGAGCUGUGACUAUCUUCUCAACACUAACAAACAAACAAACAAAAAAAAAAGUCAGUCAGCGGUUGCUCCCCUGACUCGUAGCGUGUGUUCAUCCUGUCCCCCUCUUUGGCGGCGGCGACGACGGGAUCCUCUUUUUUGAUGUUUACCUUAUUGCCUAAAGAACAAGCACAUGUGACAAUAGUUAUAGCAACAAAAAGUUUUUUCCUCGGUAUUGCAUUCGGUUUAUAUUUAGGUAUAGAUUCAUGCAGUGUUUCAGCUGGGAGAGGAGCUUGCGUAUUGAUCUUGUUGUAUUUCGUGUGACAGACCUCCCCUCGUGGUUGCUAUGCUGGUUGCUAUGCUGUAUCGCUAGAACAUGUAGAACGUGGUGCGACGGAGGCAGCCUCCCUCUCACAGUGCACACAGACGCGAGACGACACGACAGCAGGGAAACAGUCAGGCUGUUAAAACAAGUCGACUGCUUCGCUCACUCUCUACCGCCACUUCUUCUGUUUUUUUUUUUUUGUUUGUUUUCUUCCUUCUUUCAUCACUCUUUGUGUCGGCUUGUCACUUCAGUUCCACAGAGCUGUGUGUUACAGGAUGCCUUUAGGACCCUCACUGUCCUAUGCACUGUGAUAGUAAAAGGAUCAGACCGGGCCCCGGGGACUCUUGGAGCCUCGUGGAGCCGAGGAUCAAUUAACAAGGAUUACUUCUCCCUGUCUUGUGCACUGCCAGUGUUGACACUGCCUCCUCCUGUAGUGGAGUCAUCUGUGAUGAAGCUUUCAUAGUUUACACAGGGUGUUGUCAGUUGAGAUGCCUUAAGUAUUUAACAAUCAUAAUUUAUUACUAACUGUAGAUAUUGUGGGUAUGUAUUUAAUUUUAUAUAGUUUUUUUUGGUUGUUUUUGAGGGGCGGGGGGCAACUGAAUCAUAAUUUAUUUAUUUAGAAAUAACACAAAAACGCUAUGAAAAAAAAACUAUUACCUCAUUUUUGCAUUGUUUUAAAUGGGAAUGCUUUGCAUGCAGUUGUACUUUUUGGAACACUAAAAAAAAAAGAAAAAAAACUUUAGCCCUGCUGUUUGUUCUCCACAAGCUGGCUGUGCGAUGUUUACUGUCCAAGGCUGAGCUACUGAGCCCGCUCUCCGUCUCUUUCUCUCUCUCUGUCUCUCUCUCUUUAUCCCUCUGUAUCUUUCUCUCUCUCUCUCUCUCAUGUGGUGCUGUGGAUCUUGGUUACAUUCCAUUCAAUGCAAUUUCUCUGAUCCCCCCAUGCUGUGAUGUAGUGGACAAACUGCAAUUGAAGUGAAUUGGUUUUUAGUUUGUGACUUCUUCUUUCUCUCUCUCUCUCUCUUUUUUUUUUUUCUUUGCACUCACUUGUUUAAAUAUGGGAACCCUCUCACUGGCAAAAAAAAGUUUAGUAGUUUAGCUGAUUUAAACUAACUGGAUUUUGUUUUUUUUUGUUUUGUUUUUUUAACGCUCUGCUUCUCACAAUGCACUAUGGGUCUUAAUGAAGCAUGUUCCUUCGCUUUAACUCUUUUGUAUCUCUUUUAAUUUUCAUCUCUCUGGUGUUUCUCUUCAGUUCCUUUUUCCAAAGUAGUGUGUAGACUUAAGCAUAACAAGUGCCUCGCUUUAAGUGUUAGGAGAUAUUUCCAUAUUACUGAAACCAUGAACAACAAUCAAUCCAUGAAGCCACCAUGCCUUAUUGGUUGCAUAAUUAAAGAAAAACGAACGGAGGGAAUGAAGGACAACAUUCGACAGGAGUCUAACAAAAGCCAUCUUGCUCAAAAGUUCAAACUGUCCAAACUAGCUGCUGGUUUGAAGCAUUACAUGUAGUGGAAAUAGUUCCAACUAUUACGAGGCAUGUUUCACUGUGGGCUUUACAAAUACUACCGUAGUCUCUCUUCAGUUCACUCCUCUGUUCUGUUUUCCUUCUCCUCUUCUUUCCAUUUGUUUUGAAUUGUUUUACCGUCCGUCCCUCCCCUCCCGAUCUUACCCUCUGUUUCCUUUCACAGUCUAAAAGGAAGGCAAGGACUUUAAAGCACAACCUUUUUCUAAAAAUGCAUGUUUUCUCAGGUUUCAAUAUAGUCUCAAUGGUUUAAUAGUAUAUGGUGAAAAUAUAUACAAAGAAUAUAACAGAAAAAAAAAAUAUUAAUUUUGUUGCUGCUUGAAUCUGAAAAACAAAACUGAAGAGAAAAUAUCCCAAAAAGUGCCAGUGAAAGGGCUGCCGCCAUCCUUGUAUGAAAAUCUGCUGUUUAGCUGUGACUGCGCAAUGUUUUUCAAUAUAGGAUAUUUUAUCUGAAAAUAGAACUAUUUAUCAUUAAUAUUAAAGCAAUAGCGCAUUAAUGGUGAUGAGUGUGUUGAUGACGAAAUGGAUGAGCAUAUUAUGGGUAAAUGUUAGAUUCACAUUUGGUGGAAUUUUGUACUUUAUUUAUUAUUACUACUAAUAAUAAUGAUAAUGAUCUCAAAAGUUGCAUUGCUAAACCCAAACUGUUCUGUUUUGUUUUUUUUAAUUUUAAUUUGAUUUCAUGGCUUGUAUAUUAUCCUUUUAUAUGUGCUCUUUUUGUAAUAAACUGGAUAAAAAUGGAAAACCA
Messenger RNA from Stegastes partitus (bicolor damselfish), 5083 nucleotides. It is a transcript of the gene ark2ca, whose product is annotated as arkadia (RNF111) C-terminal like ring finger ubiquitin ligase 2Ca. Lineage: Eukaryota; Metazoa; Chordata; Actinopteri; Pomacentridae. Gene Ontology annotation, cellular component: nucleus. The transcript is spliced from 8 exons. Bases 125 to 1162 code for a protein of 345 amino acids. Gene Ontology annotation, molecular function: ubiquitin protein ligase activity; zinc ion binding. The record is from RefSeq and is a predicted model, not a curated record.